This is a messenger RNA of Drosophila kikkawai, 10602 nucleotides long. It is a transcript of the gene kmr, whose product is annotated as kramer. The record is from RefSeq and is a predicted model, not a curated record. Lineage: Eukaryota; Metazoa; Arthropoda; Insecta; Diptera; Drosophilidae.
CAACGUAGUUGGGUUUAGUUUACUUUUUGACGGCAACGCAGGUUGAUGCGGGAGCGGGUAUUAAAGCAGACGCGAUUCGAAACGUAAACGGACCGCGUUAUAAAAAUAUACACCAACAACAACAUAGGUUCAGUGUUUGUCUUUAGUUUUAUAGCGCGCGCGACGCGUCAGGUAGUUUUCACAGCGAUAUAUAUAUAUAUAUAUGUAUUUUUUGUAUUUCGCCUCACGGGCGAUUUUAUGGCUGACAAAACCGUCGAGCGUGUAAAGGUUGUUAGCAGCAGCGCGCUGUGUACUGUAUUCUGCGUGAAAAGUGCUAGUGCCAGAGAUUCAGUGUUUACCCGCGCCGGGAUUACUCAUCGCAUCAUCCAUCUCAAUCGAGCGACGACCAACGCCAGCAACUCCACUUUGGUGGUUUCUCCGCUGGCUUUACAGGCACAACUUUACAAAGUCCCGAAACCAGUAUCUCAGCCAAUGUAUCUGUAAGAUACGAGAGAGGCAGGCCAGGCCACAUAUUGGAAUUUACUUAACACGUAUGCAACGCACCAACACCGACAGCAGCACACCGCAUCUUGGAUCGUCGUCUAUUGGAUUUUGGACACUACUCACGCACAUCCCAGGAUUUUUCCUGACAUUCCGUUCCCGAUGAUGAUGUCGGUCGCCGCCGGUACACGGAGCAGCGCCUAAAUUUAUUGGCCAACACACUCGUCUAACCCCAGAGAGGUUGGAGGCGCCGCCCCUCUUCACCGCCGGCACCAUGGACGCCAAGAAGCUGCAGCAACUGCAGGAGGCGGCGAUUCUCGCCCAGCAGCAGAAGAAGCUGCCGCUGGCCUACCAGACGAAUCUCGUUGACUACCGAACGGCGGCUUACAGUCAGGCACUUUACCAGCAGUCGCCCACGGCCACGAGCUCUAGUGGCGGAGGAGCGCUCUCGCCAAUCGAGCUGCAGCCGCAGUCCAAGCACCAUGGCCUGAUGAAGCACGGACACGGAGGUGGAGGCACCUCGAGCAGUUCUCACAGCUCGCCUUACCACCAGUCGUACUCCAGCAGUGGCGGUGGGACAGCCGCUGGCCAGGAUCAGCUCUACCAAUCGCCCACGGAGCGCACCUAUCUGGCGGCGGCGGGCAGGUUGCAGGCCAGUAAUGCCACCGCAGGCCAUCAUCCUAUCUCCGCCCUGCAGGCGCAGUACCAGCAGCUGCAGGCGGCCAAGAUGCAGGCUCAGAUCGCCACCCAGAACGAGGCGGCCCAGGCGCAGCAGCGGACCUUUGCCAUGCGACAGGCCAUGAAUCCGCCCACCAAUCAUUAUCACAUAAGCCAGUCCCCCAGCAUGGUGUCCACGCUGACGCAACAGCAGCAGCAACAGCAGCAGGCGCAGCAGCAACAGAGGGCUCCUCCCUCGUCGCUCAAUUUGCAGAAUCAAUACCAACCGGCUCAGGGUCCGCUGAAGCUGCAACAGCAACAGCAGCAGCAGCCGGUGAUGCCCAAGCACUAUCAGGAGCAGCUGUACGCCCAACAGCAGCAACUGCAGCAGCAACAGCAGCAGUUGCUACAACAACAGCAGCAGCAUCGCCACAAGACCGACCUGCAGACACCUGGCAGUGAGCACGGCACCGUUUACAUCCAACAAAACCAUCCAGGACAUGUGGUGAACCAGGCAUGCCAGACCCAGAUAUCGACUGUUAAGCCCAAGGCCACGCCCAGCUCGGAGGAGUCCUCGACCAACUCGGCCAAGAGUCCUUCGCACGCGCCUCUGGACAGGAAGAAGAGCGCGGGCUCCAUACAGGCUCUUAAGUCGCCGAUAACCAAGAGGCCACCAUCCACGCCAGUUACCCUGUCAGGUUGGCUGCAUAAGCAGGGUUCCGAUGGUCUGAAGGUGUGGCGUAAGAGGUGGUUCGUCCUGGCCGAGUACUGCCUGUACUACUACAAAGGUCCCGAGGAGGAGAAGCUGCUGGGAUCCGUGCUGCUGCCCUCGUAUCGCGUAUCUGCCUGCUUGCCCGAGGACAAGAUCUACCGCAAGUUUGCCUUCAAGUGCGAGCACCAGAACAUGCGAACCUACUGGCUGGCGGCAGACAAUUCCGAGGCCAUGAUGCAGUGGGUCAGGGCCUUGGCGGCGGCCAGCUUGAUGCAGGCACCCAGCAGCGGAGAGUCAGAGCCCAGUGUGAACUCUUCGUUAAAUCACAGCGGUGAGAACUCGGAUUCCGGGAUUCAUACGUUACAAUCGCAGCCCAGCAAGGGACAGCCCACACCCUCCUCGGAUAAUGCGGGUGGAGGAGGCAACGCUGGCAACGGAGGAGGUGGCGCCCAGCCGCUCUAUGCCAAUGCCCCGCCCAAGCCAAGACGCAUCAAUGAUGGAGGCUACUCCUCGCCCUCGCCCGAGCACCACGAGCAGCAGCAGCAACAGCACUCCGGUCGCCGCUUGAUGUCGCCAACCCAGCAACUCUACCAGCAGCAGCAACAAAACCAACGAUCUCAGCAGCAGCAACAGCAGCCGCAGCAGCACCAUGCCAUCUACGAUACACGGACGGGACACGUGUCCACCGCCUUGCAGUUGCAGCAGGCCCAGCAGCAAUACUCACUAGACCAUCUGGAGGCGCAGUUUCAGCAACAGCAGCUGGACAUGGAGGCGCAGAUAGCCAGGCUUCAGCAGCAGCGGGCUGCCGAGGAGAUCUACGGCGAGCGGGAGAUGUACAUGGCCAAGCUGAUGCAGCAGCGUCAGGGAGCAGGCGGUGUCUAUCCCACCCAGCAGCAGCUUCUGCAGGCGGAGCGACGCACUCCGGAUGCCUAUGGGCGGUCCAAGCAGCAGCGCCUGUUCGCAGCAGCAGCCGCUGCAGCGGAUUACGAGGAUAUCUACAACAUGUCACAACUGGCAGGAGGAGGAGCAGGUGGGGCUAUGUCCGCCCAGGAGGCACUGCUUCAGGAGGCGGCCAGCUAUCGGCGUCCGCUCAGCCCGCCCAGCUAUGAUGGCAGCAAGCAUGUGCCGGCUAUGCCGCAACGCUACACGCCCAAUCACAUGGAGGCCAGCGCCGCUGAUCAACUAAUCAAUACCAUGGACUUGCGUGCCCGCUCCGUGGCGGCCAUAGUGCGUCCGCACUCCGCGGACUUCCUGGAGUAUGAGGCGCGUGCCGAGGCUGCUGCAGCCGCUGCCGCCGCGGCGGUGGCUCAGAGCCAACAGGAAAGUGGCCGGGCCCCCAGGCCCAAGUCCAGUCUGGACAUCAACCGAACGCCGGACAGCUUCUACUACUCGGAGGCCAGCUACGCGGACAAGAUGCGCAAGAGCGCUUUGUAUCUGCAGAGCGGCGGAGCGGGCGCUGCCCAGCCGCAGCAGGCGGGCAGCUACCGCACUGCCGUCGGAGACUUUAACUCCGGGGUAAACACCAUUGGCUAUGAGAAUCCCUACGAGCGGGCCUACAAGCGGCAGGAACUGCUGGCCGAAGCGCAGGCUCAGGGCGGAGUGGCCAGCAGCAUGCCACGCAUGAGCCGCUCUGCUAGCCAAGGACGCUCGGUAACCUCGCAACUGCAGUCGCCGCAGCAGGAGGACCUGCCGCCCCUGAACGUGCAUCCGGGCUCCAUCUUCCCGCCAUCGAUGUCCACGCAAGAGAUCAUUAGCAAGAACGAGCAGUUCCUUCGUUCCGCCAGCGCCCGGCUGCCCAAGCGAUCGGGUGGCAUGGAUGACGACUACUCCGCAGGCAACUCCACCACCACCUCGCCCACUGGAGCGUCCAAUUCGCCGCAGCACAACCAGGACGGAGAGCGGAAGCGCGAGGAGUCCAUGAAGCGGUUGCUCGAGUGGAAGCAGCGCAUGCUGCAGUCGCCGCUGACGCGAAAGGGCAUCCAGCAGGGCGGCAGCAACAUGUCAGCCAUGUCGAAGCUGGGCAGCAAUCCGAACAUCCUGCUGGCAUCCACAGCCGUGGCCAGCGGAGCGCGCUAUGGCCCCCAGGCGGGCAAAACGGGUCUGGUGGGUAAUGGCAAUGGAAAUGGCAAUGGCAAUGCCUCCGGAGCUGGCAACCCGCCGUCAGCUGGUGGCAUCCAGCGUUCCCGAUCGGAGAGCCAGGCCAAUGUGGGUCCUGGCGGAGUGGUGUACAACAGCUACUCCUCGGACGAUGAGGCUGGCACUGUGGAUGAUGAUGAUAACUUGUAUAAAGCGGCGGCAGGAAGGUCACCAUCUAAAGCAGCAACAACAACAGCAAUAGGUACAACAAUAACAGCAACAGCAACCGUAGCAAUAGCAACAACAGCAGCAAUAGAAACCCUUAGCAACUUAGAGAGACCCAAGCCCACACCCACCACGACGACAGGGACAACAGGCAUAGGCAUAGUCACAGGCAGUGCCAAAUUCCAACUAAAGCCCAUUUUGAAAGUGCACGAGGCCAGCAAGACCCGCAUUAUUCAGGUGCAGCCCAAACAGCCAGAGGAGGAGCGGCCCAAGCUCAAAUUACACCUGCCCCAGACAAAUGAGGUGGCCAAAGGAGCUUCAGAUGAGCAGGAAAGUGAACAGCAGGCGGAGCUGGCAGAGCAUCCCCUGCCCAUUCUGCCAAAGAAGGCGGCCCCCAAGUCGCCGCAGAAUGCCAAUUAUGUGCCCGUGUACAGCAAUAAGCUGGUCAGCAACUACGAGAACAUGGAGUUUGGCAAGCCAAUCCCCGAAAGCAAGUCCCCCGACAGCAGUGCAGCGAUUACGGAUCCCGAGGAGACGCCCAUGCUGAUGCAGCUCAAGUUGUUCAAAGAGCAGCAGCGGCAGCAGCGCGAAGAGAGUGGAGUGGAGCAGCAGCAGCUGGAGGAGGACCUGACACCCACGGCGGAAAGCAAGCCGAUGCCUGGGGAGGAUUUCAAUAAAAAAGAGGAACAUGGUAGAGAGUCCGACGGGGAAGAGGAGGACGAGGACGAGGACGAUAGCACUGCAUGUGAGGAGUAUACAGAUGAUGAUAUAGACGAGGCUCUAGCUCAGGAUGAUGAUGACGGGGCAACAAAAGCAGAUGAAAUGGAGCUGCGAGAGCAGGAGCAGAAGGAGGAAAGGGAACUGCAACAGAUAUAUGUGAAUGAACCCAUCACUCCUACCGAACAACAGUUCGACGAGAGUCACUAUCUGCCCAUGACGCCCAAGAAGGCGGAACUAGGCCAGCCAGGUGUCCUGACACUGGUGUCCACCCACGAAAGCUAUGAGGAAGAGGAGAACCACUACGUUGAAAUGACCAAGGGAAUCCAAGACGAGGACAGCAAGGGCAACUACGAGAUCAUGUGCCUGGCAAGCACUAGCUCCAGCGCCUUUAAGUUUAGCGCCAAAACGGAACCGGUGUAUAUGGAGUUAGCUGGCGUCAAGGCCGCCCCACCACCACCGCCGCCGACGGAAGAGGCUCACUGUUCCUCAGGUCGGUCCACCCUUAAGAAAGGCAAGAAAUCUGGAUCAGAGUCCUUGAAGAAGAAAACGAAAAAGCGGCAGGGGAAGGACAUGCCGGACAUUCUCAAGCCCGCCAAGAGUGCCCUGGCUUUGGCCAGCGAUAGCUCGGAUGCCGAUGACGAGAGCAGUCGGCAGCAACUGGAGGCGAAGAAACUGCGCUCCAGAUCACGAUUCAGCCUCUCGGACACUUUCAGGCCCGCCUCGUACUACUUGGGGGCUUCCACGCCUCUCAACAACUACGCUGAGAGCUCGGACAGCGAGAUACUGCCACCACCGCCAAUACCCGACUCACCUCCGCCCAUGGAGGAGCUCAAGACGGAGGAGAUCUUCUCCUCGGAGCACUAUGAUACGGUUAAGAGGAGGGAUAGCCAAAGCAAGGUCACCCUAUCGUACGAGCAGCUGCCCAAGAUGCAUGCCAGCAACACUUCCCUGAACCUGCCCAAGGCAGUCCCAAGUCCCACUCUGAAGAGCAGUCGCCUCUCGCUGCCCGAUCACUUCACCAAGGUGAGAGCUACUCCCCCCCAGAGACUGCAGGUGGUAGCAACGCCGUCGCAGCAGCACCAUGCCCGCACCUUGUCGGACUCCAAUUACAGCUGCCAGCUGACGGACAACAGUGGCUCCCGCACCUCCUCCGACCUGGACCUGUACCGCCGGCGAGGACAGCAACAGCGCUGCACCAGCAACAACUCUUUGCCCCUCAGCAGCGAGAGCGAGUCCGUGGAGUUCCGGCAGAGAUCCGACUCGGAGUUGGAUCGCCAGCGAUCGAGGAGACCGCUGUCCCAGGAGUCCAUCAGCGAGAUCGAGUCACUGAGUGAGCAGUUCGAGGAGACGCUGAGCAGCCACGAGCUGGACACCUACCUGAGUCACCUGCACCUGCCCACCGGUCAGGCCACGCCCACCAGUCACCACCUGCUGAACGAUGCCAAUGCAGCGGCGGGAGCCGAUAUCCUGACUAAUCUUAUCAAGCCGCCGAAGACGUUCCGCAACGCCGAAGACGAGGAGCAGCACUUUUAUGGAAACAUACACUUUCUUUCCUCCACGGACUCCAUCCAGCAGCUGGGCGAGGGGGCUGCAGCUGCCCUGAUGGUCAUGCAUAGUAGGAACAACAGCAAUAUAUCCACGCAAUCGGCGCCGUACUAUUACUCGGAGCUACCGACAGCGGCAGCAACUCUGAAUAAUCAGCGGGAGAUCCACGCCCAUGGACUGAACAUUGCGCACAUCCACAACCCCAUCAACCGGCAGCAGCAGUUCGAUGUGGACGCGUUGGUGGACAAGGAUCAGGCCAUCGACAGCAAGAACCUGUACUGCGUGAAGGACAACAACGAGAAGCUGAGCAACAAGCUGAACAACCUGAAGCUGAAGCUGGAGGCGGCGGAGCCACCGGAAAGUGGCGGUAGUGGUGCACUAAACCCAUCACAUUCAUAUCUCACAACUACUAAAAACACAAACCUCGCUCGUAAGACGAUUGGUGGGAGCAUCCCGUUGGAUGGUGGAAGUGGCGGAGCCCCUAACAACGAUGGUGCUGGUGAAGAUGCUGGUGCCGAGGCCGGAGGCAAGACUCAGAUCCCGUCGAAUAAUGCCAAUCCCAACCUCUCAGUUCUAGGUGGCGAGUUGCUCUGGGAGGAGGAUGCCCUCUGGCGGGAGAGCUUGCGUAGGGUAUCCCAGAGGCAUGCGCGCUCCCUGGACGACCUGGACAGGAUUGCCACGGGUACGGUCUCCAGCUCCACGCCCAAGGUUAAGCUUACCAGGGAGGUGACCUAUGUCAAUGACAGCCUGAAGCCACGGCAACAACAGCACCUGCAGCCACAGCCACAACCUCAAAUCAACGACGAGCACGACGUCUAUGUGCAACUGCUGGACAACUCCGCCCUCGGCCAGGACCAGACGGACUCGGAUGUGUACGAGGUGCUGCGAGAGGAGACUGCCUCUAAUUUGUCGCACAAAUCCAAUGAGCUGGAUCGCGAGACCAUUCGCCAGUGGGAUGCCAUGUCCAGCGGCCUAAUGAAGAGUCACCACAGCAACACGGAGGCCACGGGGACGCCCAGCUCAGGAGCAGCUGUCGCCCAUCUGCCCCUCACCAGCAAUGUGCGCUCCAUCAUUCAGCAACUGAAUAGCAGCGGCGACGACGCCAAUGGCAAUCCCAUGCUUGUAGCCUCGAUUUCCGUGCGCAAUGUGAACAAUCUGCCCAUGGGCAAUCUGACGGUGAAGCCGGAUCCUUCGGAUGCCCUGCACCAGGAGUCCGCCUUUGCCCCUUACUACGGAGGAGCAACCGAGACGAAGUAUGCCAAGAAUACAGUGCUCACAGAUCGCGGACUCUACGCUGGCAACGGCGUCCAACUGGCCACCUCAACGCCACAGCAUCAGCAGCAGCAGUUCCGGAUGCGACGCACUGGCAGCAGGGCGGAGAUCGAUAUGUUGGAGCGGGAGACUAGCAGCCAGAUAAGGAACCGCUUGCGCAGUGCCGAGGGAUUGACUAGAGCCGAGAGCAUUCAGAGAUUGGAUUACUUGAAGCAACACCUCCUCGACCUGGAACGGCACUAUGAGAAGAGCAAGCCGUUGGUCAACCUGGUGGAUAACAUGGUCAAGCUGGGUUCAUUGUAUCGCAACGAUGCCAACGGCCGAGUCCAGCCCGUUACCAUAGAGCGCUUGGAGUUCAAUCAGCGCAUGCAGGAGCGGCAUAUGCUGCAGGAGGAGCAGCAGCAGUGGGAGCGCCUGAGUCCCAAUCAGGCGGAGCUGCAGGCCAAGGUCCGUGAGCUGUAUCAACUGGAUCAGUUGCUGCAGGAGGAGUCUGGCACUUUGCAGAGUCUCCAGCGUGACAAGGAGGACCUCGAGCGAGCUCUGGGUGGACUGAGAGCCCGCAUCCAUGACAGCAAUGCCACCCCGAUGGCCCUGGAGGCGGCCAAGAAGCAGCAGCACAUCCUGGAGCGCGAACUGUCGCGGGUCCACCAGCUGCUGGCCGAGAACUCAAAGAAACUGGAGCAGACAGUGGCGGGCAACGCACACCUGGAGCAGGAGCUUUUGCUCCUCCGCCAGAAGGUGCAGGCCAGCCGAGGAGACGCCGCCAAUGGAAUGGGUAGCGAUGCCGCUCACAUCAAUGGAGACCAGACCGCCGCCGUCUUGCAGUCGGAAUUGGAGAGAGUCCAAUCUCUGGUGGGAGACAUGCAGAGGCAGCGCCACGAACUUAGCUCGGCGGUUCGCCAGCUCACGGAAAACUCGACCAGGUUGUACCAGGAGAUUGGAAAUAAGGAGAUGAAUGGCGGUGGCUCCACCAAUGGCAGCCUCAAGAAGCGCAGCAACUCCACGAGCUGGACAGAGACGGAUUUGGACGCCAACAUGAUGCGGAGCGGCAGUCGCCAGCAGCUCAAUGACUCCUCCUUGAACCUAUCCACUCCCCUGUAUGUGGACACGAACAAUGGCUCCACGAAGCUGAGCGACUAUAACCGAUACAACGGAGGCGGCAGCAGCGAUGCCCUGGAGAUGAGCGGAGUGGACAGCGACGGCUUUCUGGACAGCAAUCCUUUCGCCACCGCCCUGGAGAAGCAGGAGAUCAAGACGGUGAGGAUUGUAAAGCGUGAAUCUGAGCGCAGGCAUCGCGAUCGCAGCGAAAGGGGACUCAGCAGCUCCACGCAGAACCUGGACCAGGUCUUGGAGGAGGAGCAGUAUGCCCAGCAACAGCAGCUUCAACAGCAGCGGGAGCAGCAACAGCUGUAUGCCCAGAGCUUGGAGGAGCAGAUGAGCAAUGGCCACCACAGCCGCUCCAAGUCGCUGCCCCGAAACUACAGCGAGCCUCCCAAGCCGCGGCACAGCCGCCACAUGAACGGUAAGCAGAAUGGCCACCAUUACAACGGUGGCUUCGACUAUGACCGGAAUAGCAACUACGAGCACCAGCCGCCGCCGCCACCGGCUCCCCAGAGCAAUGGCCACCAUCACUCGCAACGAGAGCAAAGGGAGCACCUCAAUCCCCUGGCCAAUGCCUAUUUCGCCAAGCAGCUCCAGCAGCAGGCGAAUCCCUCGCGGGACAGUGCGCGCGUGGCCCUCAGGACCAAGACCGACUCCCUGCAGAGCCUCAACAAGAGCCUCACGGACAUCAGUCCGGAGCCAGUGUUCCAGAGCGUGGCUGCUCGCCAGAUUAUCAACGAAAUGUCCGCCGGUUCGGCAUCGGAGGACACCGAGAGGGUGGUGGAGAAGGUGCCGCCGCCGCACAAGCAUCGCCGAGCGGUUCCCCGCGAGAAGAGACGACACUACACGGCGCCUAACAAUGUGAACCAGAAGGCCAUGGAAAAGGUGCAGGCUGAGAACGAUAUGAAUCGAAAUAACACAAACUGGCGAGCUCGCGAUGAUCUGGACAUGGAGGUGGCUCUGAGGCCGCGGAUGAAUGCUCCUGAUGUGAUUCGUUCUGCCCUGGGACAGGGUGAGAAGAUCUCGGAGAAUACCAUUGACAACUUGCUCUUGGCUCCAAACAAAAUAGUCAUACCCGAGCGUUACAUACCAGAAACAACGCCCGAGCUGUCGCCGGAGGAGAAGAAGCGUCGCCAGGAGAAGGUGGAGUCCAUCAAGAAAAUGCUGUCCGAGGCGCCUCUUAGCAGCAAUGAAAAUGAAAGCCUGCCGCCGAGCAAAAUCAAUGCGGAGAAGAAGCAGCGCGAGCACCUGUUGCAGCUUAAUCAAAUCCUGGCCCAGCAGGUGAUGCAGGUCAGCAAGAUCGUGGCCGGCAAUCCCACUAGUCACAACUAAUCCGCAAGUAGCCAGUCGAGUUGUUUCUGUUCACAUUUUGUGUUUUUAUUUGCAUUGCAUUUGAUUUUCGUUCACGUUGUGUUUUCUGUUUGCAAAUCGAUAAGUGAGAGAGGGUUCGCGAUUCGCAAUUUGAAUUUGAUGUUCGAAAUACGUACUCACAUAUACCAAAAAAUAUGAGCAUACAUAGAACAUAUAUAGAACGUACACCUAAGCAUACGGUAACUGCAGUUAUAACAACAAGAACACACGCGAAGUUCAGAUUUACAGCAUGCUAAAAACUCACUGAAACUCACUCCAAACAAAUUCACAACAAAAAUACUAAAACAAAAAACAAAACAAAAAAAAUAUGAAAAACAAACGACAACAAAGUAUAAACAGCAACGCAAUAGCAACAAGAACAAGUACAACAACAACAAAAUAAGCACAAGAACAACAACAACCAGAACAAGAACAACAACAGAAAUACGAUACCGUAAGUCCAG